Messenger RNA from Opisthorchis viverrini, 273 nucleotides. RefSeq lists its product as hypothetical. NCBI's taxonomy places the organism in Eukaryota, Metazoa, Platyhelminthes, Trematoda, Opisthorchiida, Opisthorchiidae. The record is from RefSeq and is a predicted model, not a curated record. Bases 1 to 273 code for a protein of 90 amino acids. The transcript has 3 exons.
AUGCUGCAAAGCUUUUUUGUUAUUCAAUCCGGUCCAGUUGAUGUGGAGGCACCCUUUCGGUGCCUAGCUUCCAUACCACCCGAAGAAAGCACAAGGGCUGAGAUACUGCCAGGUUGCUCAAGCCUAGACAGGGAAAGUCGAAAGGCAGGGGUCGGGUUUGAACCACGGACGUUCCGGCUUGGGCAACCUGGCAGUAUCCCAGUCCUCAUGCUUCCUUCGGGUGGCAUGGCAGCUAGGCACCGGAAGGGUGCUACAGCUGAACACUAUACAUGA